AUGGCAAAAUGUGCUGUUAGUUAUGAUAGCUUAAAGGGGGAUUAUUUAUGUUUACUCGUGAUUGAAACAAAGCCGAAGGAAAAUUCUACUUUGAUUGUAUUCAAUCGACAUGACAUGACUGAACUCAGUAAUUGUCAAGGAAAAAAGGAGCUGAAUCAAUUAGGAAACGGGUCAGUACACAUCGUGAUGCAAUCAACAAGACGACAUAUACGUAGGAAAAUUAUUGACAGGAUUCUUAUUUUUCUACCUGCAAUUUUACAACUGCUCGACAUCAACAAUUAA
Molecule: messenger RNA, 282 nt
Organism: Clunio marinus
Lineage: Eukaryota; Metazoa; Arthropoda; Insecta; Diptera; Chironomidae
Source: the annotation of a GenBank genome assembly